Molecule: messenger RNA, 2354 nt
Organism: Populus trichocarpa (black cottonwood)
Lineage: Eukaryota; Viridiplantae; Streptophyta; Magnoliopsida; Malpighiales; Salicaceae
Product: E3 ubiquitin-protein ligase At4g11680
Exons: 3
Coding region: 941-1972 (343 amino acids)
Source: RefSeq, a predicted model, not a curated record
UUCAAAAUCUCUCCUCUUAUGAACAUUAACACUUUCAUAAACAAAUAUCAACACGGCACUUAAUUUAAUAGACUCUUAUCCAAUUCAUCAGAGAAAAGUAGACAUUAACUGGAAAAAAAUAUCUCAGUCCUCACUUCGUGUCGUCGCAAAGAAGCAGUGGUUGCUAGCUUGUCUGUUAUCAGCUUAGCUUUGAUUGCUUGAUAAUCAAAAACCAGAGGGGAGUUAGGCCAACGGUUAGCAAAAGAAAAAAAGAAAGAAAGCUUACUCCCUUGAUAUCAAAGCAAAGCUCUUUUGGCUUUUGCAGUUGAUUCUUGGUCACCAUCUGAAACCCAACCUUCACCUUCCUGUCGUAUUCACUCCACAACCAUCUCUCGAACUUCCUUUUUCUAUGUUGCCCUCUAAGCUUAAAUAAAUGCCCACUUCAGUUUUUCAACUUUGGCGUGUUUUUUGUGUUCUUGGUUAAAGCUAAGGUUUUUGAGGGAAAAGUCCUGGUCUAUUGAUAAAAUACCCUUUUUAAGUUUCGAACGUUGUAAGGUUUGAUGGUAUUUAUUUCUAUUGCUUUUUCUUUCUGGUCAAGAUUGAAGCUCCGAGAGAUUCUAAAACUGGUGCAAACCAAGUAGUGUUCUUCAAUCGAGGAGCUGUAUCGAACAUGAAGAAGCUAUAGUUUGUUUGUGCUUCAAGGUUGAGCCUGUCGGUUAAAAAAUAGUGUUGUCAACUUUCAAGAAAUUGGAGCCAUCUCUGGCGACACCAUGCUUUGGUAUUUGCCUUUUUGCCUUGCUGAAAUCUAAAGCUUUCAAUCAAAACUUGCUGUUUGUCUACUCUCUCUGAUACCCAAUAAUAGAAAUUUUGUGAUUUCUAUAUUAGUGCCAUAUAUAGAAUUCAUACUGGCGUUCAAAUUCCAAAGGCUUGUACCUGAAAAUCUCUGCUUAAAACGUUCCCAAUGAAUACGCGGUACUCCUUUCCAACAGAUUCAUUCCGUAGUUCAAGUCCUGCAGUAUCACUUUCAUCAAAUUCUCCAGUAGGAGAAGAGCAUGGAACUGCGUUUCUCAGAAACAGGUCUCCUCGCCUUGCCCCGUCAUCAUUAUUCGUAAGAGCAGCGAUGAGAAUAUCUAGAGCAAGAUGGUUCACCUUCUUGAGGAGAGUAUUCCACUACCAGAAUGGCUCAAGCUCUAAUCUUGGGUCUAAUCCUUUCAAUUCUAGCUCUUGGAUGAUGCUGGAGUUCGUAGCUUUGCUCCUUCAAAUAUGCAUUACCACGUUCACCCUGGCUAUUUCGAAGGCAGAGAACCCUGUUUGGCCUGUGAGAAUAUGGAUUAUUGGUUAUAAUAUAGGUUGUGUCCUUAGUCUGCUGCUGCUCUAUGGUCGUUACCGGCAACUUAACGCAACUCAAGGCGAUGGUUUUGGCCUACCCGAUUUGGAGCAACAGGGGGGCAGUGAGGAAUCCAGGUACUCACAUUUGAUGAACAAGUGCCGGACCUCACUGGAACUCUUCUUUGCGAUAUGGUUUGUGAUGGGUAAUGUUUGGGUCUUCGAUUCUCGUUUUGGAUCUUACUUCCGUGCUCCAAAGCUCCAUGUGCUCUGCAUCUUUCUGCUUGCCUGGAAUGCUCUCAGUUACUCGUUUCCAUUUCUGUUGUUUCUACUGCUAUGCUGUUGUGUGCCGCUCAUUAGCACUGUCAUUGGCUACAACAUGAGCAUGGGGUCUGCCGAGAGAGGGGCGUCCGAUGACCAAAUAUCCAGACUACCAAGCCGGAGGUACAAAGCUGUGGACACCGAUUCGGAGUUUCGCAACAGUGUUGAUUGUGAUUCAACCGUUGCAAGUGAAGAUCUGGAAUGCUGUAUAUGCCUAGCCAAGUAUAAAGACAUAGAAGAAGUUAGGCAAUUGCCAUGCUCCCAUAUGUUUCACCUCAAGUGUGUAGAUCAAUGGCUUCGAAUUAUAUCCUGCUGCCCUCUCUGUAAACAAGAACUGGAAAAAUAGAGGGCAAGGCAACAAUAGAGGAUUGAAGAUUUUAUCAAGCUUUCUUCACAGUGUGCGAUUCUUAAUUUUUUUUUACAAGGUUCUUUUUUCUUUUUCUUUUUUGUGCUAAAAGAUUGUGUAUUUGUAUGGUUAUUCGAGUGAGUUUUUUGCUUGUAUAGAGGAGCUCACCAGUAAUCAUAAAUAUAGAACUCUGUCUUGGGGUUAUAUAUGGCAGUAGAAGGAUAUAUACCCCAAAAUAGGGUUGGGAAGUCCUUUCCUCAAGGAUAUAUACCCCACAAUCUGUACAUGAUUUCUUUUUUCCUGGUAAUGGUAAUGGAUACUGGUAUACAUGUAAUUGAACUUAAAUAAUGCAUAUAUUAUAACCCUGAUAAAUUAAUACUCA